This is a messenger RNA of Striga hermonthica, 2427 nucleotides long. NCBI's taxonomy places the organism in Eukaryota, Viridiplantae, Streptophyta, Magnoliopsida, Lamiales, Orobanchaceae. The record is from the annotation of a GenBank genome assembly.
AUGAAGGUUCACGAGACGAGGUCGCAUGCGCAGGCCCCUGGGAAGGAGGAAAAAAUGGUGACAAGGAAGCAAAAGGCAGAAUCGGAAGCCGGGCAGUCUCCGAAGAAGGCGAAGAUGGAAGACGAGGACGGGCAGCCGAGCAAGAAGUCUAUUGAGGAGAUCAAAGCCGAGUUUGAGAAGUUCUGUAAGGCCACAAGCGAGCACCUCUCGAUUCAGCAGAUGCGCGAGAUUCUCGAAGCCAACGGUCAGGAUUCGAGCGGGUCGGAUGAUGCUGUCGUGCCUCGAUGCCAAGAUAUAUUGUUUAACGGGCCGUUGGGUAACUGUGAAAUCUGUGGCGGGACCUUGGAAGUUACGGAUUCCUAUUACGUGUGCACGGGUUCAUACAGCGAGUGGUCGAGCUGUAUUUACAAGACGCGGGAUCCGCCCAGGAUCGACGAGCCCGUCAAGUUGCCAGAUACCAUCAAAGAUUCUGCUGUUAUCGAUCUACUGGAACGUCAGGACGUGAAAUCCCGGCCAGCCAGGGAGCUGGCCACAGAUAAGCCUUUCAAAGGGAUGAUGAUUUCUCUAGCCGGCCGUUUAAACCGGACACAUCAAUACUGGAAGUCCAAGAUAGAGAAGCAUGGAGGGAAAGUUUCCAACUCCAUUAUUGGGGCAAGCUGUCUGGUCGUGUCCCCGGCCGAGAGAGAGCGUGGUGGCUCGUCCAAAUUAGCUGAAGCCAUGGAGAGGGGUAUCCCGGUAGUGAGGGAAGCUUGGUUAAGUGACUGCAUCGAAAAACGAGAGACUUUGCCACUGGAUGCGUAUGACGUGGCAAGUGACCUGGCCGUGGACGGCAAACAAAUCCCGUUGUUUCAGCAGGAUGCGAGUGAGGAAGCUCUCGAGACGUUUACUGCUGAGCUGAAGGUAUAUGGUAAAAGAGGUGUGCAUAAGGACACCAGACUGCAGAUUGAAGGCGGGCAGAUACUCGAGAAAGAUGGCCUUCUCUACAACUGUGCUUUUGCUCGUUCGGAUCGAGGAAAAGGCGUGAAUAACUUUUGCAUUACGCAACUGAUAGUGGUGCCCGAGAACCGUCUGUACAUGUACUAUAAGAAAGGAAGGAUAGGUGAUGAAGCUGGGGCAGAAGAGACUCUUGACGAGUGGCAAGAUAUGAAUGCUGCACUAAAAGAAUUCACCCGACUUUUCGAGGAGAUCACGGGGAAUGAGUUUCUGCCAUGGGAGAAAGAGAAGAAAAUCCAAAAGAAGAUGUACAAGUUUUUCCCAGUCGACAUAGAUGAUGGAGUUGAGGUAAGGCAUGGUGCUUUAGCCCUCAGGCAGCUUGGAGCUGCGGCUGCUCACUGUAAGCUCAUUCCUAAGGUGGCGAAUUUCAUGAAAGUUUUGUGCAGCCAAGAAAUUUAUAGGUAUGCAUUGAUGGAAAUGGGGUUGGAUUUUCCUGAUCUCCCUUUGGGUAUGGUCACCGAUAUACACUUGAAAAGAUGUGAAGAAGUUCUCCUGGAAUUCGUGAAGAAGCUCAUGGAGACAAAUGUGGCGGGGCUGAAGGAGGCGGCUUUGUGGUCCGAUUUCAGCCAGCGUGUUUUUACGCUUAUGCCCUCGACCAGACCAUAUGUGUUCCGCGAUUUUAGCGAUAUAGCUGACCAUGGUGUGGCUGCAUUCGAGACUGUUCGUGAUAUAAAUGUGGCUUCGCGUUUGAUUGGUGACAUGUCGGGGGCUACUCUUGAUGACCCCUUGUCUGAUAGGUACAAGAAAUUGGGGUGCACUAUUAAUCCUGUAGACAAAGAAGCAGACGAUUACAAGAUGAUAGCCAAAUACUUGGAGAAAACAUACGAGCCUGUCAAAGUUGGAGAAAUCAGUUAUAGGGUGACGAUUGAUGAUGUAUUUGCUGUGGAAGUGAGUGCGGGCCCAUCUCUCGAAGAGAUCAUGAAACUGCCAAACAAAGCGCUGCUUUGGUGUGGCACUCGGACUUCGAAUCUUUUGCGGCAUCUGAAAAAGGGGUUCUUGCCUGCUGCAUGUUUUCUCCCAGUACCUGGUUACAUGUUCGGGAAGGCCAUAGUUUGCUCAGAUGCAGCUGCCGAGGCGGCUAAGUAUGGUUUCACGGCCGUUGAUCGUCCGGAGGGUUUUAUGAUCCUGGCUGUUGCAUCCCUUGGUGAAAACAUAACUCAACUCACAAGCCCGCCGGAGGAUGCUAGUUCACUGGAAGAGAAGAAAAUGGGUGUGAUAGGGCUCGGAAGGAAGAAAACGGACGAGUCUGAGCAUUUUAAUUGGAAGGGUGAUAUAAAGGUGCCCUGUGGUAAGCUCAUCCCGUCGGAGCAUAAAGAUAGUCCUCUGGAGUACAACGAGUACGCAGUCUAUGACCCAAAGCAGGUAGUGAGUAUAAGGUUCCUGGUGGCAGUGAAGUUUGAGGAGAAGGAUGUGGUGUAUGACACUGCAGAGUAA